AGUUGUGCACGUAAACACUAGAACGUGCAUGGACGCUGAGUUCAAUUUAAUUUUCAAUUUGUAACAAACGUGCUAAGUAGAAAUGGAGAGGAGUGCCGGGAUCAUUUCUCUAAUUAAGGCAUUGGGGUACCAGGGUGGUUGCUGCUUGUCGAGGUGUACAUGUGAUGAACUUCCAUGUCCACUGUUAAACUGGCUUGCGUCCCAGCUGAAGUGUCUGUGUCCCGAGCUUCGCGACUCAGGUGAGACAGGUGCUGUCUUCCUAGUGAGAGAGCUGAGAAACAUCUUGUCCGACUUACAGUCUCCCCUCACUGGGCUUACCUCAGAGAUGCUUGAGCCUUCUGUCCUCUACAAAAUUACUGAGUUCCUUGUGUCAGAAUUGCAAGCAGCGCACAUAAUCAAGCAUAAAGAGCUGGAUUCUAAGGACAAACCCGCUGGAGAAGAAACCGCAAAAGAGCAGAGAGUGGAGGAAAUAACAGCGUUUUGUCAGCAACACGAAGGCAAUAACCGAAGGACGGCUGAGAUGCAGGCGGAGUGGGUACUACUGCUUCACGCCCUUAACAUGGAUACAUCCUGUCAAUAUUCUGAUGUGCUGCAUGAGGUGGAGUCGAGGAUUGCGCUUCUUCCUGGUGAAGCCAUGACAAAGCCUCUUCUGCAUGCCAGCCUCAGUACAGAGCAGUGGAUGCAGCUGCAAAACAUAAAUCGAGUUCUGUCCGACGACUAUUUCUGUCGACAGCAAAUGAUGAUCAAACGCUUUCAGGUUUCACUUCAGUCAUUUGCGUGGGGAGAAAAACAAAAGGAGCGUAGUGAAGCAAUUGCCUCAGUCCCUCCCCUUGCAUCCAUCGCAGUUUCAUCCAGAGUGUCUCUCCCACUUCUACUGGCUACCAGAGAGGAUCAGUCCUGCAUUGAGCCCAUCAAAGCUGGCACCAGUACAGAGGUGUACAAGAAAAUGAUGGGACAUGUGCCAGACAGAGGAGGACGACCAGGGGAAAUGGAGGCACCAAUGCCUGUCUGGUCAGACCGAAGAUCUGGACAGGGAGCUGGAUGCCAUAAGUGGCAUAAAAAUCCAAAUAAAAAGAGGAAGGGAAAAAGGGAUUAGGAUGCACCCCUCUUUAGCUUGACUUACAUUUUUUUUCCAGGGAAAAAAAAGAAUUAUAAUUUAGAAUUAAUUCUAAACACAUCUUGUACUGUAUUGUAUAUUAAAAAAAGAGGAGAUAAUUGAUUGAUUUUGUAUUUAAUCUAUUUUCACACUCACAGAUAAGUUUAUAAAACUUGAAUCAAAAUU
Molecule: messenger RNA, 1282 nt
Organism: Phycodurus eques (leafy seadragon)
Lineage: Eukaryota; Metazoa; Chordata; Actinopteri; Syngnathiformes; Syngnathidae
Exons: 8
Coding region: 83-1096 (337 amino acids)
Cellular component (GO): tRNA-splicing ligase complex
Source: RefSeq, a predicted model, not a curated record